Neurospora crassa OR74A is the source of this 2328-nucleotide messenger RNA. RefSeq lists its product as hypothetical. The coding region runs from base 1 to 2328 and encodes 775 amino acids. The record is from RefSeq and is a predicted model, not a curated record. The transcript is spliced from 3 exons. Lineage: Eukaryota; Fungi; Ascomycota; Sordariomycetes; Sordariales; Sordariaceae.
AUGGAAAAGUCCAAAAGGGGUCUGGAGGACAGAACAGAAAGUCGAUCGCCAAAAAGGCUGAAAACCAGCGGAAACAAAAGCUUCAAUGACGACAGUGCCGCCGAAGACACCGAAAUAGAGGACAACAACGAGCCUACCACUUCCCAUCACCAGGCCGAGACACCCUCACCUGAACAAGGCUUCAACACCAACCACAUCCAACCCAGCAUCGAGGAGGAUAUCGAAGCCGUCCCACCAACCCCUGAGUACGAAACAGUGGCUUUGUCGAUGGACUCAAUCGAGCCAAUCGACGAGGAGGAUACCGGCCUUCCAUCUUCCGGCACACCCUCAUCUUCUCCCUUCCCUUUGCCUUCUAUCUCACUAUCGGCAUUUCAACCUCACAAUGUUUCGUCCGCCACAGCAUCACCCAUGCAGCACCCUUCUUCCGAAUCCAGUGGGGACUCCUCGUCCUUGCCAAGGUCCAUCUCGAAUUUCUCAUCGUACACCUCAAUAUCCGAGGGAAACUCGGAGGAGGAAGGCUGGGAGGAAGACGAGUGGGAUGAAGUAGUCUUUGGCGACGAACCCAGUAGCGACCAUGAGGGCGUUGACAUGGCCGAAGACGAAAGCGACAGCGAUAGCGACAGCAAUAGCGACAGUGAUAGCGAUAGCGAUAGCGAGACAUCCCUCGAAGCACAAUCGCAACAAGGAAACCGGCAAAUCUUUGCGUCCAAAUACUGCAGCUGGCCCGACUUUAACGCCCCGAUUGAUGCCGUGGGGCCGCAGACGACCGUCAUUUACGAAUGUUCGAACGACGAGGACGAGCUCCCCUUUGAAGGGGUACGGUAUCCAGGGAUGGACAUUCUCGCUUUGGAAGGUUACGAUCCUGCAGUUAAUCGUUGUAGUGACCAGGAGCCCGAAGGAUCCUUCAUGGACGAUGAUGAGGAUGAGGGAAGCGAUGGAGACGAUGAAGACAACGACGAAUGGGAUUUCGAAAGCAACUCCGAGACUGAAGCGGAAUGGUGGGGAGGUACAAAUUCUUCGAGAUGGCGCUGGACUCCUCAUGCUUGUCUGCGUGACACUGAAGGUCUGUCGGCAAGGAUGGAGCAAUCAGUACUCAGAAACCCUCCGUCUAGCUCAGACGAAACCUGGACCACUGCAGUUCGCACAAGCGAAAGCUGGGAAACUGCCGACGAGGGCAUGAGUCCAACUGACCAUGAGCAAGUAGAACGGACCAGAAGGGAUCUUGGGAAUGAAGAAAGUGCCCGACCGGCCAAACGUCUGAAGAGUGGCGAAGGAGAAGUUUAUGAGGAGACUCGGGAGCGUAUGAUGGUCACAUAUCCGCAAUUUGUGGAUCCUGUCGACGAUGUCGACGGCCCCGACGCUCAGCUCGAUGAUCGCCGCCUCGGUGGGCUAUGGGAUAUUGUCAGAGAGAACGCCAUGAAGGACGCCACGGCAAGUCAGGACGAGAACUUCGAUGAUAGCAUGGAUGGCUCUAACAGCGACGGUCUAAGUGACAACGAAGAGUGCACCAACUCGAGCCAAAAGUCCAGCCAGCGAUCCAUGACACUAUCACCUCAACGAACAUCCAGUACCCCUACCAUUCUCCCCAGCAUUGAGAUCAGUCCUACAGGUACCAAUUCAGACAACUCAUCGGACUUGGGGCAUUAUCCCCGAACGCCAUCCCCGCGCCAUCAGCUACCUAUUUCCCCAGCACCUUACAUCUCGCCCAUAUCCCCUCCCAUCUCCCAGUUCGUUACAGCUGUCCCCUCUUUCACUUUUACUCCACAGGCUGCUGCACAUAUCUCACCUACGUCCCAUUUGGGGUCAUCUAGAGACACCUGGCCUCCGCCUGAUCUCGUACCUUCUGCGUCUCCUCAUACCUCUUUCAAAGAAGAAGAAGGAGAAGAAGAAGUUACGGAAGAUGACUGGACUUUGGAGAGAGAGGAGGAGGAAGAAGAAUGGGAAGGCUUUCCUGAUGAGGAGGACGAUGACCAAGAGGAAGAGGAGCAGGAGGAAAAGGAUGACUUAAAGAAGAAAAGAAAGAGCAAGAAGAUAAAAACCAGGAAGAGCAUUGUAUUUUGGAGGAGGGAGGCAUGGAAGAAGGAGAGAAGGAGGGCGAUGAAAAGUGAGGAAGAAGAAUGGGAGGGAUUCUCGGAUGAGGAAAGGGAGGGGGAUACAGAAUUGGAGGAAGGAGACUCGGAGGAUGGUGGUGCCUCACCUACACCACUAUCAUCAUCAUCAUCAUCAUCACCCGCGCCCCCAUUUCACAUACGCCGUUUCCUUCGCCGUAACCUCCGCCCACGCCGUUCCACGGAUCAGACAGUAACGGAAGAAUUUACGUUCGACUAG